Alnus glutinosa is the source of this 1677-nucleotide messenger RNA. Its product is annotated as two-pore potassium channel 1-like. Gene Ontology annotation, molecular function: potassium ion leak channel activity. The transcript is spliced from 4 exons. Gene Ontology annotation, biological process: stabilization of membrane potential; potassium ion transmembrane transport. Gene Ontology annotation, cellular component: plant-type vacuole membrane. The coding region runs from base 261 to 1325 and encodes 354 amino acids. The record is from RefSeq and is a predicted model, not a curated record. NCBI's taxonomy places the organism in Eukaryota, Viridiplantae, Streptophyta, Magnoliopsida, Fagales, Betulaceae.
UUAUGAUCAGAUGUUAUUAAAAGGAACCCGGCCUACAGGUUAAUGUAUGAUCAGAUCUUCAUCCUUGCACGGAAAUUAAAAAAGAAAAAUGAAUUUAGUGCCAAACUGAGAAGUGGGCGAAUGAGACAGAUCUUUCAGGGAAUUUUCAACGAAUUUUUGCUGCUCAGUACUCAAAGUUCUCUUUGACAACCGCUUGAAAAUUAAAAGUUAAUCCCGUUCCGGUUCUUAAAUACUGGUCCUCUUUUGUUGAACUCGUUUUAAUGGCCAAUGAUGGUGUGGAAGAGCCCUUGCUGUCAGGAUUAGUGAAUCCUGCAGCUCAGACUAGUAAGAAAGAUGCUUUGAAAAGAAGAAGAUAUCGCCAUUGUAAAAGUGCUCCUCUUGCAAAAUUUGUUCCUGCAGAGACAAAUGGGAUUCGCCCGAUUCCACGUUUCGAAUCCACUUUUGGGAAACUACACCCAAGUUUUAAGAAAGUAGCCAUACUCUUGGCUUUGUACUUAGGUGUAGGUGCUGUAAGCUUCUACCUUGUCAGGAACCAGAUAGAGGGAAAGAAAACAAAUGGAAUUCUUGAUGCUGUGUAUUUCUGUAUUGUGACAAUGACCACUCUAGGAUAUGGAGACCUAGUGCCUGAUAGUGCCCUUACAAAACUACUUGCUUGUGCCUUUGUUUUCACGGGAAUGGCUCUGGUUGGACUAAUCCUGAGCAAAGCAGCAGAUUAUUUGGUAGAGAAGCAGGAAAUAUUACUUGUUAAAGCGUUGCAUAUGCGUCAAAAACCUGGCUGUACUGACAUUCUGAAAGAGGUCGAGACCAACGGAUUGAGAUACAAAUGUAUAUUGGCCUUUAUCCUUCUUUUGGUGCUCAUAAUAGCUGGGACAAUCUUCCUAACUACUGUUGAGAAAUUAGACAUUGUUGAUGCAUUUUAUUGUGUUUGUGCUAGUAUCACAACCCUAGGAUAUGGAGAUAAGAGCUUCUCAACUACAGCAGGGCGUGCUUUUGCGGUGAUUUGGAUAUUGACAAGUACUAUUGUCUUAGCUCAGUUUUUUCUCUACAUUGCUGAGCUAAACACUGAAAAAAGACAAAGGGCACUGGUUGAGCGAGUUCUUACUCGGAGGAUGACGAAUGUAGAUCUUGAAGCAGCUGAUCUUGAUGAUGAUGGGGUUGUUGGCGCUGCUGAGUUCAUCAUAUAUAAGCUGAAAGAGAUGGGGAAGAUUAGUCAAGAAGAUAUUUCACUUGUAAUGGAAGAGUUUGAAGAUUUGGAUGUUGAUCAGUCGGGAGCUUUGUCACCGUCUGAUAUAAUGCUUGCUCAAUCAUCUCAAGCAGAGAGGUGACCUUACCAUCACAAAAUGGAUCUUGAAGAAGAGCAAAGGACGUGCACUUUAUGGAUAAUCAUCUGAAGAUGGAAAAGGUAUUGUCAUAUCACUUUUUUGUUGAGCAACGCUUCUAUUGGGUGGAUUGGAUCUCCAGUAAUUACUAACAUUUUGGACAGUAAUUGAGAGAUAGUUUAUAUAGGACUCACCUGCUUGAAUAGGUGACUAGGCAACCAAAAACUUAUUUGGGUAGGUAGGUUCAAUAUGAGAUUUCUCACAAUUGCUCCUGCAAAUUGCUGGAACUUGAAAAAAGAGGCUUCCAAGUCUAAUUCCGUGCCUUUAUAUGUUCUAUUGGAUCUCUUCUUGGGAAGGA